Molecule: messenger RNA, 619 nt
Organism: Acaulospora colombiana
Lineage: Eukaryota; Fungi; Glomeromycota; Glomeromycetes; Diversisporales; Acaulosporaceae
Source: the annotation of a GenBank genome assembly
AUGACUUCAUCAAUAAAUAGGAACGGCAAAAAAUCAUAUCCGAGUAUUUUGAGCCGUGAUAAAAGCCAUAACACUGACAUAGAAGAUUACGAAUCGCAAAAUACUGGUCUAAAGGAUAAUGUGAAAACGAAUUCUCCAUGGAUUGAGGUUCAUAAGAUUGCCGUUCAGCUUCUUAACUCAAACAAAGAUCAGACAUUUGAAAUAUAUGGCACCCAUGAGGCUUACGAUCUGAAUGCUGAAGAAAAAUCAUAUUAUGGACUCUCUGACAUUGAGGAGGUUGCUCUUAAAGCUAUUGAUGACAUUUCAGACGAACUCAGAGAAAUAAGUCUAGAAACUAUUGCAGAUGUAAAAGUUAACAAUCCAAUCGCCAAACGUUAUGAAAAAUAUUUAACCACGAAAUUCAAUCUUGAAUUUCCGUCAAAAGAAGAGCAAUUGUUAAUUCCAUCUGGAUCAACAGAUCAGGGAAAUGUGACGUACACUGUUCCCGGAUUUCAUCCAUUUUAUAAUAUCCAUCCACCACCAGGUGAAAGUAAUCACACUCCAGGAUUUACAAAACAAGCUAGAACUGAAUUAGCACACACUGAAACCUUAAAAGCAACAAAGGGCAUAACUUUAGUUG